UCUGUCAGGCGGCUCGACGUACCCUAAUGUUUUCCUCUUAUCUCAUGAAAGGUGUAUUAAUCUUGUUCCCAGUGUGCCUCGCUCACCUGUGCAUGGCUAAAUUAUAAAUGAGAAUUGUGUGAACUAGAUUGUUUAUCAUGGUCAUCUCUGCUUUUUCAGGCAGACCAGCUCUUGGGGAACGUGGAUGAGAUGUGGGUGGACCGCAUGGACAACAUCACCCAGUCUGAGAGGAGAAAGCUUUCUGCCCUGGUGCUCAUGUCGCUUUUACCUUCUGACAACAGCGUGAUCCAGGACAAGUUCUGUUGGAUCAUUAACAUCAGCGUGAAAGCGCUGCACGAUGUCAUGACGGAAGACCCUGAGAUGGCUACCUUCAAGGACUGCAUGUUGAUGAGCCACUCCAAAGAGCCAAAGCUGACAGAUGAUGAGGAACCCCCAACAGAACAGGACAAGAGGAGAAAACUGAUUGUUGUGGUUCUUCCCUGUGUUCCGUUCUGUUCCCCUGGCUGUGUUGGAUCGUGGAUUCCCCCAUUGUUCUUCGUCGAGUCUUCUUGUUCCCUGCACCGGAAUCAUGAGCACCGUCACUGGGAUUACAGCACUGGAUCACCGAGGAUCAUCACUGUUGUCCACUGGGGUCCCUGCGUCACACACUAUCUGAGCUUGUGAUUGUCACCACUCUCCCCUGUGUGUAGAUAGAUAGAUAAAUAUUGCAUUUUUGAGAAUCGAAAAUAG
Molecule: messenger RNA, 729 nt
Organism: Carassius carassius (crucian carp)
Lineage: Eukaryota; Metazoa; Chordata; Actinopteri; Cypriniformes; Cyprinidae
Product: importin-11-like
Exons: 4
Coding region: 190-663 (157 amino acids)
Source: RefSeq, a predicted model, not a curated record